AUGAUGUGUUUGUUACAGGCCGCAGCAUUAUACUGCUCGAAUCCAGAGUCCGACUUCUUCGACUUCGUCUGUCUACCGUUUGGCAAAAAUAUGGUGCCACAGAAUCCAAUGCUUCCGCUGAUUGCUGUUCCCACCACGGCUGGCACUGGCAGCGAAACGACAGGUUCAACUGAAUACCGUAUUGAUUCAUUUCAAGACUUCACUUACCAGAAAGUGCUGCAAUUAUGGACCUUCCGAAACAUCAGUGUAAAUCUGGCAUACGACAACGGUGUAUCAAACCCUUGCUGGCCAUUGUUGAUCCUGAAAAUAUCAAGAGGCAAUAUGCCUCGAAAUGUGGCCAUCUACUCCGGCUUUGAUGUGCUCUGUCAUGCGCUCGAGAGCUAUACUGCGUUGCCUUACACAAAGCGGGUACCACGUCCAUUACGGCCGGACCUUCGUCCUCUCUAUCAAGGAUCAAAUCCAAUCAGCGAUGUAUGGAGUCUUGAAGCGCUGAGGAUAAUGGGCAAAUAUUUCCGUCGAAGUAUACAAGGAUAG
Ostertagia ostertagi is the source of this 534-nucleotide messenger RNA. NCBI's taxonomy places the organism in Eukaryota, Metazoa, Nematoda, Chromadorea, Rhabditida, Trichostrongylidae. The record is from the annotation of a GenBank genome assembly.